UUCGGACGGAUGCCGCCUGGCCCGGCAAGCAGCUCGCAUUUAUCAACACCCCACCCAGCCAAAAUAGGGCAUCUUUUCACAACCCACACUCGGACUCGCUCCCACAACUACUUCUCCCACCAGCGGCCCACUUGUUCAACAACCACCAUUCGCUUGCCACCGCCGCUAAAAACGCCCCAGGAAUUCGACCCAAGACCAACACCCCUCCCCCCACCCUUCCCCUCCCAGAAGAAACAAUUUGAUGAACGUACAUUGCCACAUCAGUAUCGUAUUUCUCCAACGCCAAGUCCCCCCCCCCUAUCCGUAUGCUCCCCCGCUGCAUUCCCUCCCUCCAUGGAACUUCUUGUUGAGGAUUCCAGGUCGCAUUUCCAGCCUCCCAGCUUCAACCCUAGCAGCACCACUCAGCAACACCACCCCCAGGCGCGCUCGCAGUGUCCGAGCCAUCGGCCGCAAACGCCCUUCAACUACGCGCCGUCCUCCUCGACACAUUCCGCGUCUCAUUCCGCGCCGGCGCACGAUCUUCCCCCGUCGUCCCAUUAUCGUCCCCUAUCGGCCGCGAAUCACUCCUCCGGCGGCGGCGCUGCCUCCAUGGCGAGCGCGUCGUCAGUCCCGCCGCGGCCGUCGCGGUUAAAGCCAGGACACAGGCGAAGCCACUCGGACGGGUUUCAGCUGGACCCGUCAAUCGUGAUAAUCCCAAAUGGGACUGUGCCGAAGGGUAGCGGCGGCGGCGGGAGCGGGGGCUGCGGGAGCGGCGGGGGAGGAAUGGAGUUUUGGAGCAUUGAGGAGGAGACCUCGUCGCACGAAAGUGACUCGCAGUCGUCAGCCUCUCGUUACAAUCACGGCGACAGUCACGGCCUCAGCAGCAGCGCGCAGCAGAAGGAGCAACGGUCAUCGUCGUCAUCGUUCGAGAAUGGGCGGGAAGAUUAUAGGUCUCAUAGCGGCUCGAGAGACGACGAGGCUACGUCGAAAAUGCAAAAUGCAGCUCAUCACAUGCCACGUCAGCAGCAGCAGCAGCAGCAGCAAUAUCAGGACCAAGAACAAUAUUACAGCCAAAGCCACGGUCAACCGCAACAGCAACAGCAGCAACAAAUGCCAGGGGCAUAUCGUUCCCCUGCGCCUUCCGCCUCCGCAAGUCACGGAGGUAUUCCCGGCUCUGAAAGGCGACGGUCCAAGUCGCCGCUCCCGACCGGUAGAGUUGCCGGCGCCGGCGGCGGCAUGUCGCAGGUGAGGCCGCUCGAGGUCAGCCGGCCGCCUAAACCUAACGGCCCGCGCCAUCGCCGCAUUCGAUCUGAAGAUUUCUCAUUUUCGACCUUUUCUUCGGGCAGCCCGUCAAAUGGGCCCUCUGGAUCCCCCGUGCGGUCUCCCGCCGGAGCGUCUUCGCGAAACUCGCAAGACAGUCAGCGAAACCCCAGCAGUCGUCUGCGACAGGCGUCGCCGUUACAGGGUUCGCAGGAAUGGUCGGGGCCGACGGGUCAGGACCACCACAAUUCGGGCCUUGAAGCUGGUAGAGCCACGUCAGCACGGCCGCAGAAGGCACAGGAGAGGGCGUCACAUGGCGGCGCUCCGUCCGGAUCGCCAGGAGACUGGGCUGACGUGGACUACAGCGCUGCGUUGGUUGAGAGCGAUUCGAGAUGCGAGUCCGCGUCGCGAGAAGGAACCGGAGCGCCAUCUAUGUCGCUAGAGGAGGAGUAUCAAAGAGAGAGCGAGGGGAGGAACCACGCCACGGAGGGCGACGAUAAAAACUCCAGCUCGACAUCGACGGGAGGAGAGAAGGGAGCGGCGGAAUCGGACGGUCAAGGCAGCAGCGGCGGGUGGGGAGGGUUAUGGUCGAGACGCCAGAAGCAGACUAACAGCCAGCAGCUACAAGCUUUAAAUACCGCAGCCUCUAAGUCCCCUGCGCCUCUCAGCAUUCCCCAGCCGAACGCAAAAACGCCGCCUGCGGGCGGCUCGACAAGCCCUAUUCUCUCCUGGUUCGGCGCCGGAACCGCCAUGACGCCCACAGGCUCGGCAGCCGGUUCGGAUAAUUCCUACGACAGCCCGCACCAGGUCUCGCCGAACCAAGCUCUAGCAGCCGGAGGCUUGAGCCCCAAGACAACUUGGUUCGGCAAAGGCUCAGGAGCGGGUGGAGCCCAGGCGAACUCGUUGCAAGCUUCCCCGCAAUUGUCUCCCGUGACUACGCCGUCUACCACCGGGGGGAUGCUCUCCUGGUUCGGCGGCGCCGGUCACGGCGGAAGCAGCGCGACGCACACGACCGCGUCUAGCAGUGGCAUUUCUCCGCAACAAACGGCGGGCAGCAGCAGCGGCAGCGGUGGCGGCGGCGGCCUCACGUCCUGGUUCGGCGGCGGUGCCGCGAGCGGCGCAGCAGCUUCGUCCGGACCGCCCGCAAAGGGUAAAGGCCAUCGCCGAUCGUCUAGCGUUCCGGUUGUUCCGAACGUGAUUCCUGAUCCGCGUGUCGGACCGGGAGUGUCGCCACUUGGCCCUGGCGGCGGUGGCGGCAGCGGCGGCGCGAACUCGCAGCUGCUUUCCGGGCCCCGCGGAAGCAUGUCGCGAUUGGGAGGCGGAGCCGGCGGCGGCGGCGGCGGCGGGGGAGGAGGAGGAGGGUACGGAGCGAAAGGCGGUAUGGUGAUGAGUACAGGUGGUGUGGUUAGUCUUAAAGGUGGCCUGAAAGUUAAUCUUCCGAGCACGAGCCCGUACGGCAGCCCGUAUGCGAGUCCCAGAAAUCCACCGGGCGCGGGGGGUUUCGCGUCCCCGUACAUGCCAGGCGGAGGGGGAGGCUCUCGGAAGUCGAUGACGCCGGGGGGUUCGCUUUGCGCAAGUCCCCGGACGGUUGCGGCGCAAAACGACCGGGAUCAAGCAAAACUGGCGGAGAUUCAGAGCAUGUUUAGCAACUGGAAUGCGGGAACUCCCGUGCAGUCUCCGCGAAAGGGUGCUUCGAGAAUAGUUUCGGGCGUCCCGCUAAGAACACCGCAAGUGAGCGAGUAUUAUAGAGAGGACGGGGAUAUCGAGGUGGAAGAAACUCCCGAAGUGGUUGGUCCGUCGAAUUCAAAUGUUUUGGGGAAACCUUAUCAGGAUCUCGGGGAUAAAUACAAGCUGUCGGCGAAGGAACUCGGGCGGGGUAACUUCGGUGUGAUUCACAUGUGCGAGAAUCUGGAGACCGGAGAGCGAUACGCGUGCAAGACGAUUACCAAGGCUAAGCUCGAGUGCUGGGAUGACGUGGAUGAUGUGAAGCGGGAGGUGCAUGUGCUCGAGACUCUCCGGGGCCAUCCCCACGUGGUCUCCAUCAUCGAGACGAUUGAAGACGAGAAGGAGGUGCACAUCGUCAUGGAGCUAUGCGAGGGCGGCGAGCUGUUUGAUCGAAUCCUGGAGAGGAAGUACUACGGGGAGAGACAGGCAGCCAAGGUGAUCCGCUCGGUGGUGGAGGUGCUCGAUUUCUGCCACCACCGGGGCAUUGUGCACCGCGACUUAAAGCCCGAGAACAUCCUGCUCGUCACGCGUCGCAGCGACACCAAGUGCAAAGUGAUCGACUUCGGCAUGGCGUACUGCCUCAAGCCAGGCGAGCGCUGCAAGCUAAGAGCCGGCACACCCAACUACAUCGCCCCAGAGGUGAUCGCAAAGAACUACGGAGCAGAGGCUGACGUGUGGAGCGCGGGUGUCAUCCUUUACGUGCUACUUUGCGGGUUACCCCCCUUUUGGGGGGAUACAACCGAGGACGUGUUCAAGAGCAUCCUGUGGCAGGAGCUUGACUUCGACACGGAGCCAUGGCCAGUUGUGAGCACGGCGGCCAAGGACCUGGUUAGAAGGAUGCUGACGAGGAAAUACGACCGGCGAAUCACCGUGGCCGAAAUACUGAAGCACCCAUGGAUCAAGGCACUCACAUGAGACAUGAGAGCAGGUUCAAGCUAAUCAGGACGGUCAACGGCUGAGAUCAAACGUACCUGGGACAUCUGCAGCUGCGGUUCGUGCAAAUUCACCCAGAAUUGAGGGGAAAUAAGAUCCGAGGGGGUGUUUUCUUGAGCUAGAUUCUGUUUCGGGCGACACCUGAGGUAGCACCUGAAGCACCCUGAAGCAGCACCCGGGGUACCAUCUGAAGCAACUUGUGGGUCAGCAGCCCAAGAAGUACCUGAGGUGCCUCCCAAUCAGGCCCCACGAUUGGUUUUAGGGUACCCUGAUUGCUCAGUGUCAUGUUCCAAAAAAAAACUUUCCAUCAGCCUCAAGAAAAUUUACGCUGAUUCAUUAGUGUUGCCUAGCAAAAAUUCGCUUUUCAAUCAGGGUUGUGUAAGAAAGAAACACAUAUUUG
This is a messenger RNA of Closterium sp. NIES-67, 4297 nucleotides long. Lineage: Eukaryota; Viridiplantae; Streptophyta; Zygnematophyceae; Desmidiales; Closteriaceae. The record is from the annotation of a GenBank genome assembly.